AUGAAGAAGAGAAAAUUUCAGUUUCACCUCAACAUCAAGAAAAGAAUCCUCUGGCGAAUUUCGAUCCUACGUCGUUGCAUGCGCUCGGUUAUAAGCCGCUUUCGAGCCUGUUGUUGGGUCGCCAGGUCAGCCGUUCGAUACCGCCACCUAUUGCCUCAGCCAAGGCCCAACAAUCACGGGCCGGCCCAAGCCCAUGUCGAAAAUCCUGGCCGGAGGGACUCGUUUUCAGAUUUAGUUUCACUCAAGAUUGGCCUCUUGGCGACUCCCACAUUGGAAAAACAAGCUUUUUGUGUGAUUCAAUGGUAUCAAGAAGCCAGAAAAUGGAAUCAGGCAAGAGCAUAUGCAAAGGCUAUGAAGGGGACAUUAUUUUUCUCGAGCGCGACUUACAACAUUAAUGUGAAUAAGAUCUUCAAAUUCGUCACGGCUAAGCUCUUCAAUCUCAGCUGGAAUUUGGAGCGUAAUCUCAAUAUUGGAGAACCAAUUAUCGAUUUCUAG
Messenger RNA from Striga asiatica, 495 nucleotides. The record is from the annotation of a GenBank genome assembly. NCBI's taxonomy places the organism in Eukaryota, Viridiplantae, Streptophyta, Magnoliopsida, Lamiales, Orobanchaceae.